GGAGGCCAUGCCUCCAGCUGCGGAGGCUGCCGAACAGCUGGAGCCAUCGCGGUCACCUGCGCGGCGCCGUCGCCGUCGCCCUUGCGCCCCGGCUGCCCGGCCCGCGGCCGGCGGACUUUGCGGAGGGCGCCCGGCGUAGGCGGCGGCGAGUGUGGGCCGAGCCGGUAUUUAUAGCUCGGUGACAGCAGCGGCGGCAGCGACGCCGGCGGGCCGUCUCGCCGCUCUUCCCAGCGAGGCCGCCGGCGCGGCGGAGGGCUGUGCUCGCCCGGCUCUCCGGUGUUGCAGACACCCCGCGCCCGCGCGGCCCCAGCCGGUAAACAACGGAAUUGAAGUUUUGAAGGAUGGGUAAAGACUUUCGUUAUUAUUUCCAGCAUCCCUGGUCUCGCUUGAUCGUGGCUUACUUGGUGAUCUUCUUUAACUUCUUAAUAUUUGCCGAGGACCCAGUUUCUCAUAGCCAAACAGAAGCCAAUGUUAUUGUUGUUGGAAACUGUUUUUCAUUUGUAACAAAUAAAUACCCUAGAGGAGUUGGCUGGAGGAUCCUGAAGGUGCUUCUAUGGCUACUUGCCAUUCUCAUAGGACUAAUAGCUGGCAAAUUUCUGUUCCAUCAGCGUUUGUUUGGUCAGUUGCUCCGGUUAAAAAUGUUUCGAGAGGAUCAUGGGUCAUGGAUGACAAUGUUCUUCAGCACAAUUCUGUUUCUUUUCAUAUUUUCUCACAUCUACAACACGAUUCUUCUAAUGGAUGGGAACAUGGGGGCAUAUAUCAUUACAGACUAUAUGGGCAUCCGAAAUGAAAGUUUCAUGAAAUUAGCUGCAGUAGGGACCUGGAUGGGGGACUUUGUCACAGCUUGGAUGAAUUCUCAUCAUGAAGUGAAUAUCAAUGAUGAAGGUGACUGUCAUGGAAAAGUCACUGAUAUGAUGCUUCAGGACAAACCCUAUCCUGAUUGGGGAAAAUCUGCAAGAGCUUUCUGGAAGAAAGGAAAUGUUAGGAUCAUUUUAUUCUGGACGGUUCUGUUUACUCUCACUUCUGUGGUUGUACUUGUCAUUACAACUGACUGGAUCAGCUGGGACAAGCUGAAUCGGGGAUUUUUGCCCAGUGAUGAAGUUUCCCGAGCAUUCCUGGCUUCUUUCAUCUUGGUCUUUGACCUCCUCAUUGUAAUGCAGGACUGGGAAUUCCCACAUUUUAUGGGAGAUGUUGAUGUAAAUCUUCCUGGGUUGCACACUCCUCACAUGCAGUUCAAGAUUCCUUUCUUCCAGAAGAUCUUCAAGGAGGAAUAUCAUAUUCACAUAACAGGUAAAUGGUUUAACUAUGGAAUUAUCUUUCUUGUCCUGAUUUUGGAUCUUAAUAUGUGGAAGAACCAGAUAUUUUAUAAGCCUCAUGAGUACGGACAGUAUAUAGGCCCAGGGCAGAAGAUAUACACAGUGAAAGACUCCGAAAGUUUAAAGGAUUUGAACAGAACCAAACUUUCCUGGGAAUGGAGGUCCAAUCACACUAACCCUCGGACUAAUAAAACAUAUGUUGAGGGAGAUAUGUUCUUACACAGCAGGUUCAUAGGGGCUAGCCUUGAUGUCAAGUGUCUGGCUUUUGUUCCGAGUUUAAUAGCUUUUGUGUGGUUUGGAUUCUUCAUUUGGUUCUUUGGACGGUUUUUGAAAAAUGAGCAAGGCAUGGAGAAUCAAGACAAAACUUAUACUCGCAUGAAAAGAAAAUCACCGUCAGAACAUAGCAAGGACAUGGGGAUCACUCGAGAGAACACACAGGCCUCAGUGGAAGACCCACUGAAUGACCCUCCUUUGGUUUGCAUCAGGUCUGACUUCAACGAAAUUGUCUACAAGUCUUCCCACCUAACGUCAGAAAACUUAAGCUCACACUUGAAUGAAUCUACCAGUGGGACAGAAGCCGAUCCAGAUCCAACAACUUCUAAAAGUACACCUACGAACUAGAUUCACUUACUUGGAGACAGCACAAAAAGCAACCUUGAGUGUAACUUUAAAAAGUUAGUCUUUCCUUUUGUAAAUGUAAAGUUUACGUAGUGUUAGGUAAAGAAACACAAACAAUGCCACAACGGUGCUCAACAUGCUUUUUCUAGGACUCAUUGUUUUCUAUUUGUAUUAUAAUCUACGUGCCUCCUGUAUAUCUAACAGUCCUUUAGAGAUUGCUUUUCACAAUUGCACAAGCUAUUUACUGACUUUACAGCAUAGUAGAAGAUUAGCUGAUUACCCGUGUAUCUGAUGUUCAACCAUAGUGGUGCCUUGAGACAUUAAACUGUUUUUAACUGUA
Molecule: messenger RNA, 2274 nt
Organism: Prionailurus viverrinus (fishing cat)
Lineage: Eukaryota; Metazoa; Chordata; Mammalia; Carnivora; Felidae
Gene: TMEM117
Product: transmembrane protein 117
Exons: 9
Coding region: 342-1937 (531 amino acids)
Biological process (GO): intrinsic apoptotic signaling pathway in response to endoplasmic reticulum stress
Source: RefSeq, a predicted model, not a curated record